Aspergillus mulundensis is the source of this 5556-nucleotide messenger RNA. RefSeq lists its product as uncharacterized. Bases 1 to 5556 code for a protein of 1851 amino acids. Lineage: Eukaryota; Fungi; Ascomycota; Eurotiomycetes; Eurotiales; Aspergillaceae. Gene Ontology annotation, biological process: nucleoside metabolic process. Gene Ontology annotation, molecular function: protein binding; catalytic activity. The record is from RefSeq and is a predicted model, not a curated record. The transcript has 6 exons.
AUGCUUGAUGCGCACGAGUAUACAGUGGGCUGGAUUUGCGCCAUCACUGUCGAGUAUGUAGCGGCCAAAUCUUUCCUCGAGGAAACAUACGCGGUUCCAGAAUACGUGUCAGCCAACGACAACAACAACUACACCUUGGGGAAGAUCGGACAGCACAAUGUAGUGAUUGCCGUUUUACCGGACAAGGGAUAUGGCCUUGUCAAUGCAGCCACAGUUACGACAGAUUUGCUGCACAGUUUUCCAAACGUGCGCAUAGGACUCAUGGUCGGCGUCGGUGGCGGUGCGCCAAGUGCGAGCAACGAUAUCCGUCUGGGAGACGUGGCCGUCAGUUCUAGCGUGUUCCACUUCGAGCCUCGCAAGCUUCUUCAGGACGAGGAGCCUGAAUUGUGGGGACCGCUUGAUCGACCGCCGAUGGCGAGGUAUACGCUGGAAGGGCAUACAAUCGAUUCAGACAUUGAUGAAGUCCUUGAGCGCUAUCCGCACAUGAGGAGAGUGUUCAAACGGCCAGAUUUGGACAGUGAUAGGCUGUUUCAGUCAGAUAUCACGCAUGGAUCCUACUGUAUGGACGACCAGAGUUGUUGCACGGAUCCAGCCAAACUGGUCCAACGCCAAGAGCGCGAGGACAGGCCCGAUAACCCUUCCAUCCACUAUGGUGUUAUCACAUCUUCGAAUAUGGUCAUGAAGGACGCUCUCAAGCGAGACGAUCUAGCCAGGACGAGGGGGGUCAUUUGUUUCGAAAUGGAGGCGGCCGGUUUGAUGAGCUUGUUUCCUUGCCUUAUCAUUCGCGGCAUAUGCGACUAUUCAGACAGCCAUAAGAACAAGGCAUGGCAGGGGUAUGCUGCGAUGGCGGCAGCUGCCUAUGCAAAGGAUUUGCUCAAGCUCGUUCCGUUAACGAGGGUUGAAGCGGAGAGGAGGAUGACUGAUAUCCUGGCGGAAGUCCCAGAGAGCAUGGCUAGAGCCGAAGCGAAUGUUCAGAUCAUACGGUCAAAGGUGGAGAGCGAUGGAGACCGCGAGAUCCUGGAAUGGCUCAGCCCCGAGGAUUAUAGUUCACAGCAGAAUGACUGUAUCAGUACCCGAGAACCUGGAACGGCCCAGUGGGUAUUUGACGCGCCGGAAUUCAAGCAUUGGAUGGAAAGCGAGGGACAGGUUCUGUUCUGUCCAGGCAUACCCGGGGCCGGAAAGACGAUCAUCGCCUCGACCGUCAUCGACUAUCUUCAAAGGAGUUUCAGUGACGAUACAGACAUAGGUUUGGCAUACGUCUACCUGAAUUACAAGCGACACGAGGCCCAGCAAUUAGAUCAGCUGCUCGCCAGUUUGCUAAGGCAAUUAUCCGAGACCCAGUCCGCUUUACCCGAGAGCGUCAGAGAGCUAUACAACAAGCGACCCAUGAAGCGACCAUCUGCUGACGCUUUGCAAAAGACCAUCCUUAAUAUAGCAACCACGUACUCAAGAUCGUUCAUCGUAAUUGACGCGCUCGACGAGUGCCAAGCAGCGGACCGCUGUCGCGAUCAAUUUAUCAGUGCGAUACUCGCCCUCCAAUCUCAGGGCCACGUCAGCAUUCUUACCACGUCAAGACCAAUCCCUGAUAUCGCGGAACAAUUCAGAGACAGUGCAGUGCUGGAAAUACGGGCGAGAAGCGAAGAUAUCCAAAUGUACAUCGACAGGCGCAUAGCAAAGUCCGGAAAGCCCAUUCUUCGAACACACUCCAAGGUGAUCAAGGAUGAGAUCUCGAAGGUAGUCGAGGGAAUGUUUCUCCUGGCGCAGCUACACUUCGACACCAUAAGCACCAAAAGAACUCUUCGCCAAAUAAAAGAUACUCUACGCACUCUCCCUAAUGGACCCAAGGCGUAUGAUCAGGCAUAUGACGAGGCAAUGCGAAGAAUCUCAAGUUCCGACCCUGUGUCUGCCGAGAUAGCCAUGAAAGUCCUGCUAUGGAUAACCUGUGCCAAACGACCACUCACUAUAGUGGAGAUGCAGCAUGCCCUCGCCGUGGUGAUCGGCGAUCGCAUCUUGGAUGAAGAGAAUGUUCUCGAGGUCGACGACAUGGUCUCAACUUGCACGGGGCUUGUGGCGGUUGAUGAGGAAAGCAAUGUCGUCCGUCUUGUCCACUACACCACCCAGGAGUACCUGUUACGAACGCAGGGAAUCUGGUUUCCGAGUGCAGAGGCUGUCAUAACAGAGCAUUGCCUUGCAUAUCUCCACUUCGAUGACUUUGAGACCGGGCCCUGUGGUACUGACGAGGAACUGGACGCGCGACUCCUCGUGCAUCCACUUUAUGAUUACGCAGCACACAACUGGGGCCAUCAUGCUUCGCAUGCUGACAGAGCUGGGGAAGAGUUGAUUCUGGCUCUCCUUGGGAGCCAACCCAAACGGACCGCUGCCAGUCAGGUACUUAUGGCUGCUCGGGGUGCGCGAGGUUAUAGCCAAAGGAUACCUGGCAAGAUCAGCGCACUUCAUCUCGCCGCAUAUUUCGGUCUCGCACAUAUUGCCGCGACGCUGCUUCGGCGAGGGAGCGAACCCGAUCCCAAGGAUACUUAUCGAAGGACACCACUGUCAUUGGCAGCGGCGAACGGCCACUCUUUGCUAGUUUCGCUCCUCCUAGCCACUGGCAAAGUUGACGUGAACAGCAGAGACAAGGACGGCAGAACGGCAGUAUCCUGGGCAGCGGCUCAUGGCCAUACUGAGAUUGUGCGUCAGCUCAUGGGUGAAGUUAACGUUGAUAUUUCAUCCCUCGAUGACCAUCAAAAGGCGCCAUCGGACUGGGAAAACGCCAAUGGCCAUGAUGAUAUCGUGGAACUCAUUACCGCCGGCGCUCAAAACGAACAUCUGAAACCGGCCACCAUAGAGAGCAAAACGGCCUUGGAUCUCCUAAUUCGGGCCAUCAAAAAAGGAAACGAAGCUGCCGUGCGGAUUCUCUUGGCCGACAUUGACAUCAAUGCCCUAGAUUCUUUAGGACGAAGCGCGCUCUCAUGGGCGUGUCGAAAGGGCAUGUUCAACCUUGUCAAAGUAAUUCUCGCAAGAGACGACGUAGUCUUGAGCAGGAGAGAUGUACAUGGACAUUCUGAACUUGACUUGGCAGUCGUCAGUGGCCACGAAGAUAUUGUCAAGUUACUCCUGGAGCGAAACGAGAUCAACCUCAAUGAAGGUCCGACUACGCCUCUCCAUCUAGCUGUGCGCGAAGGGUAUCACACAAUCGCAACGUCUCUCUUGUACCAUGGAGCUAGGCCGGACGCAAAAGAUGCCCUCGGUCGGUCGCCGCUAUGGUAUGCUGCAUCGAACGGCGAAGUGGCCAUCGUCACGUCGCUAUUGGAGGUCACCUCAUCUCCCAUCAACAGUCCAGACCAAGAUGGAGUUACGCCGAUAGAUUGUGCCGUUACGGGCGGCCAUUUGGCUGUGAUGACCGUCUUGCAGACUUAUUCCUAUCAGCAUAGUGUGCCCGACUCCGAUCGCACUCAUGCCGAUUAUGCUCAGACAAUGACUAGAAUCCUUGCCAGCGACGCAUGCGUGGGAGACAUGACUGCUGAAGAUUCUCUAAGCCUGCUCCUCGAGGUAGCUGGGAGAGGCCACAUCGACUUUGUCAGGUGUCUACUACGAAAGGGCAUUGAUACGAGUUUGAUCAACACUGGCUUCAUCAAUUCUGGCCCCAAGCUUCUGCUUGCAUUCCUGCUAGACGUCCACCGUGGGUAUGAGCGAUCCGAUUGGGAGGGGCGAGAUUGUGAUCUCCUGUUUCUCUGGGCUAUGAAGCAUGGUUUUACCGAUGUUACCGAACUUUUACUUUCAGAAAGGCUGCCUGUAUCUGCUUAUAUCUCUUGUAACCCGGCUUUGCUGUCCUGGACAGCACAGAAUGGUUACCUUUCAGCCGUCAAGCAGCUAGUCACAAUGGGCGCAAGCGUCAACGGUGAUAAGCGGCCUCCUCCCAUGCCAGUCGAAGAGAGAAUCAAUAUGCUCGUCACUCACCACCCUCCAAGCUCGCCAAAGGAAGAUGACCUUCGCAAGCGCAGAACCCAUUCAUGGACAAUGGUUGAGCCGCCUAUAAGCGGCAGCGAAUCUCACCUGGAGAGUGCGUCUGACUCAACCGACCACUUUGAGAGGGGGGAUCAUAGACCGACUCGAGCAAGAUCCUUAAGUCUAAGCUUCGAACAGAGUCUGGAAUGGUUGGCGGACUUCAAAAAGGGGACGCCGCUCUUUUGGGCGGCAGCAAACGGCCAUAGACGGGUGGUACGUUUCCUCCUGACGAGGAACGCCCGCAUGCAAUACUGGGACUCUGAAGGACAAACUCCCUUGCUUGCCGCUGUGCAAGGAGGUCACCUUGAGGUUGUGCAGAUGAUUCUUGACGAGGGCGGCGAUGUUGAUCAUGUCUCGCUUAGUCCCCAUGCAAAAGGACUGUCCUUAUUGCAAUACGCCGCCAAAAGCGGGGACGAGAAGAUGGUGGAUCUACUGAUCCGCAAUGACGUUCGAAUCGAAACCGAGCACAGCCAUGAUUUCACAAGGCCCCUGUUCCUAGCCAUCAAGGGUAACUAUACCGCCGCUGCCCAGCGACUGCUCGACGCAGGCGCCGAUAUUGAAAGCGGCGCAGCAAACCCUCAAGACACACCUUUAACGUACUCUUGUUCUCGGAAGAACGAGGAGAUCGUCCGGCUGCUACUUCGGUAUCGGCCGCGAGUAUACAAGGAGACUCUAGUGGAAGCCGCCCGAUGGGGGAACGCGGCUGUGGUACAUGGGCUGCUCGAAAACGUACGGGAAGGAGAGACCGAGACCGAGACCGACGACCAAGAUAAGAAGCCGGAUCAGCUCGCCCCUGCCAUGACGGCCGCCUUGAAGGAGAAGCACACCGACGUCAUUGCAGUCCUUCUCCAGCACAGUCGAGACAACGAACAAAGACGCCGCCGAGCAUCAACAAUGCUGUUCGAAGCAAUCAAGUCCAAGCCCACCGACAUUGGCAACUACGAAGACAUGGCCCAUUGGCUCCUCGACAACGGCGCGGACAUUGAAUUCAAGCAACCCCGCUACGGGAUGAGCAACGCCACCCCUCUGCACUGCGCAAUCGCCCACAAGAACCCCGGCAUGAUGCAUCUCCUCCUCGACAGGGGCGCCGACAUUGAAUCCGGGUCUGCAACUGGCGAGCCCACCCCGCUGCUCCUGGCUAUACGGUAUAGAUGGAAUGACGGCUUGUCACUCUUGUUGGCUCACGGGGUAGAUCUGCAUAAGCCGGACAUUCAUGGUUCGCCGCCACUGAAUUACGCUAUACGCGAAAGUAGCGCGGAUGUCGUGGACACGCUCGUUCGCUUUGGCGCCAGUUUAACGCAGGAGGAUGGCGAGGGCAGGACUGCGACGGAUGUUGUGGAGGACGUGGGAGUGCAACGCUCAGACAAGAUCAUGGCCCGUCUUCGUGACAUACUUGGCAUGCCCGCGCCGAAGCCAAAGUGCCUUUUUGGCGGCAUUCAGUCCAAUGACAUAUUGCGCGUCCCACGAUCGGAGAUAAUUGAGCAGGUCCGCAAGGAUAUGGCCUCUGAAGAUGACGCGGAGGACAGGUGCCGCGCCCAAAGUGCUAACUGA